CAGGCACCCCCUUGGUGGCCUCCACGGUCUCACCUUCAGACUUACAGGUCCUGCCUCCCAGGCUCAAAGCUGGCUCCGUGGGGGACACAGUGACAUGAGAGGCAUACCACAGACCCACCUCCUGGCCUUCUCCUUCCUCUGCCUCCUCUCAAAGGUGUGUGCCCAGCUGUGCCCAACACCGUGUGCCUGCCCCUGGCCACCACCCCAAUGCCCAGUGGGGGUGCCCCUGGUGCUGGACGGCUGCAACUGCUGCCGGGUAUGUGCACGGCGGCUCGGGGAGCCCUGCGACCAUCUCCACGUCUGUGACCCCAGCCAGGACCUGGUCUGCCAGCUCGGGGCGGGCCCUGGUGGCCAGGGGUCCGUGUGCCUCUGGGCAGCGGAUGACGGGGGCUGUGAGCUGAACGGCCGCGUGUUCCGGGACGGGGAGACCUUCCAGCCCCACUGCAGGAUCCGCUGCCGCUGCGAGGACGGCGGCUUCACCUGCGUGCCCCUGUGCAGCGAGGACGUCCGGCUGCCCAGCUGGGACUGCCCCCGCCCCAGGAGGGCUGAGGUGCCCGGCAGGUGCUGCCCUGAGUGGGUGUGCGACCAGGCAGGGGGCUUGGCGGCCCAGCCUCUCCUCGGCCAAGGACUCCAACCUUCUGGCCUUGUUGCUCCCCCUGUUCCUGCGGUCCCUUGCCCAGAAUGGAGCACAGCUUGGGGCCCUUGCUCGACCACCUGUGGACUAGGUGUGACUAGCCGGGUAUCCAACCAGAAUCCCUUCUGCCGACUGGAGACGCAGCGCCGCCUGUGCCUGCCUGGGCCCUGCCCACCUGCCAGGGGCCACCACCCACCACGCAGUUCCUUUUAGAGCCGGGC
Molossus molossus (Pallas's mastiff bat) is the source of this 855-nucleotide messenger RNA. It is a transcript of the gene CCN5, whose product is annotated as cellular communication network factor 5. Gene Ontology annotation, molecular function: integrin binding; heparin binding. Lineage: Eukaryota; Metazoa; Chordata; Mammalia; Chiroptera; Molossidae. Gene Ontology annotation, cellular component: extracellular region; extracellular matrix. The transcript has 5 exons. The record is from RefSeq and is a predicted model, not a curated record. Gene Ontology annotation, biological process: cell adhesion; signal transduction. Bases 95 to 847 code for a protein of 250 amino acids.